Molecule: messenger RNA, 984 nt
Organism: Hydatigera taeniaeformis
Lineage: Eukaryota; Metazoa; Platyhelminthes; Cestoda; Cyclophyllidea; Taeniidae
Source: the annotation of a GenBank genome assembly
AUGAGUAAAAAGUCUCGAAAGUUCAAGAGGGCUGCUGCUGUAGCUGCUGAGCGGAAAUCGGCUUUAGGGUUGAAAAAGAAGGAAGGAAAAGUUAAAAAAGAAGCCCUAUUGAAAGCCCUCUCUGAGAAAUCUGUUUCUACAAUCACGUCACCGAUAAACGCUCCUGGGGGAAGGAAAAAGAGGCGCCAUAAGAAGAAGGCUGCUAAUUCAAAAUCUGGAUGUGAACAUAUGGCUAUAGGUCAUGAUGUCAAUGAGACCCACAGCAGGAAGCAAACAAAGGACAACAGCGCUGCAAUGGGAGCGACUGGAAAAAGGAAGAAAAAGAGAAAACGAAGUGGGAAAGGGAGGGCUCCUUCGGAACCACCCUCCGAAGAUAAGAGGCCCAGUGAAUCGGUUAUUCCUGUUCCAAAAUCAAAUGGAAUUAUCGAAGCAUCCGGAAAGCUCCGAAAACGUCGAAAGCGCAGGGCGUCGUUAGAGGUAGCAAAUGCGCCGGAGCUUUUGAUGUCUGUGAACCCCUCAAAGAAGGUCAGAUUGGAAGAGGCCUUGAGCGAAAGCGAACCGGAACUGAUUAAUGCUGAUUGGGGAUUGGCCGAUGACUCGAGUGAAAAGGGAAGCGGCAACAGCAAAGCUGAUUUGGAUACCUCUGAGGAUGACGUUGAUGAAGAGCCGCCCCAUUCGGACGGGGAUACUGAUGGCAGUGAUAUUAACGAAAAAUUGAAAGAUUCACAAUGUGUUGAUUCCUCUAAGAACUCAGACGUCGGCAACCCGGGCAAGGAAGAAUCUGGAGGUAACCAACAGGAUGUUGAAAUACAGGCUUGUAGGCCAGUCAAAAAAAAAUUCUCCCUGUUGGACAGGGCUGCCAUCCUUAAGGAAAUGCAAGAUCGCAUUGCUGACAGUGCUUUCAUCACCCACAUAUUUGGUUAUGUUAAUUUCAACCAGCUCGCCUAUCGAAGUUAUGACCAUCCGGAUCUUGUGUACGAGUAA